This is a messenger RNA of Solea solea (common sole), 3269 nucleotides long. Its product is annotated as probable G-protein coupled receptor 132. Gene Ontology annotation, biological process: G protein-coupled receptor signaling pathway. Gene Ontology annotation, molecular function: G protein-coupled receptor activity. Bases 1952 to 2956 code for a protein of 334 amino acids. The transcript is spliced from 3 exons. Gene Ontology annotation, cellular component: membrane. NCBI's taxonomy places the organism in Eukaryota, Metazoa, Chordata, Actinopteri, Pleuronectiformes, Soleidae. The record is from RefSeq and is a predicted model, not a curated record.
AUUUAUAUACACUGUAUAUAAGCUAUGCUAUUACAAUACGUGCUUACAUGUCAGCAGGUUAUGUUGUACGUACUGUGUCUUUAAAUAUUUAAUCGAACAUAAAAGCAUGUUGUAUCAUGAGAUCAGAGUUCAGUGUUGCCAAUAACAAACAAAUGUGAGGUCACGAAAGAACCUUAUGGGCCAGGUGCGAUCAUGAACUGAGCAAAAAUCAGCUCAAAAGUCCAUAGUUGAAUUUUAUCUCACAUUUCUACUAUUUUUGGGCAACAACAUGGCAGACUUGUAUUUAAGGCGAAAUAUAAAUGUGGCAGUAGAAGUGGGAAAUUCAAUAUUCACUUCAUGAAUCUUAUGUAGCAAACAAAAAAAAAUAAAACAUCUUUAAUAGUAGCUGUUACCUCUCCUAGAGGAGAUUGGGGCCUAUAAUUUAAUGCCUUUUUGUGGAAGGGAGGAUUAUGACACAGACAAGAACUCUUCUGCAUCAUGCAGUAAAAAAGUCAUAACAUGGGGGAGUUGACAGGCAGAGAGGCAGAAUGAUGUUCAGUGCUCUUAUCCUGCAGUACCUCAGAUGGCCACUGGGUCGUUUCUAUAUGCACAAAAUGUGUCAAAAACAGAGGUCUUCCUGCCGUAUGCAGCCAUUCUGCUGCAGGAACGACUCAUAAUGCUGCCUCUCAGCCGGGACACUUUCCCCUGCUUUGUGCACACACAGCAAAUCAGCACAGCAGGGAGACCUUUGUGCAGAGAUCUUGCACGCAUGGGGUGGCAGUAAUGUCCCAGGAGAGGAGCCAAUUUUGUGAGCAAGUUAUUCAGUCACUCAGCGAUUGCUGACAUAUAAAGGAAACAAAGUGAAUGAUUAGACCCUCCUUUCUAUGAAGCUAUGUGGUAAAAAUACAGACUACCUUCCAUUGUCUCAACAUACCCAUUCUUCACCCACACAAUUUCAAUAGUGCAACUUUUUUCCACCCCAUGGUGCCUGAGAAAAUAAUUAAUUGUGGGUGAUAUUCCAGGUUCAUUCAAUGUCGACCAGCCAAUGAUUUAAGUUUCGCCUCCAAUUGGCUAUCUUGAAAAUCAAAUACUUGACAAUCACACACACACUCAUGAACUCUCAUAGUACACCAAUAGAUAUAAUGCAUCCCCGAGCCCUUUACCCUGACCUUCACUGUCACAACUCAAUGUCUAAUCCUAACCAUUUACCCAACCUUAAAAUAAAUCCAAAUCUAAUCCUAACCCCAAAACAAAGUCCAUCCGUCCAUCUUCUCCAGCUUUAUCAUCCACACGAACACACACUGUUUGACAACGUAAGAAAAGUGUCAGUGUAAGUGUAAGUUAUAUAGUUAUACAACAAAUUUAAAGCUGCAUACACACAUAGAAUGGUGUGUAAUGGCAGCAUAUAGCACAGGGGUUAAUGUGUUUAAUGGAACACAGCCAGCAACAAUCUAAAGGGCAUUAGUGGAAAUAUUAGUUUCUCCCCCCCAACAGCUUUUGUGCACCUUAAUCACCCUGUCUACUACUGGAGUAGGAGAGAGGGAGGCUCAGAGAAAGAGAGAGUGAAUGUUUUUGUUCUGAGCCAUGAAAGGCGUUCUCCUGCCUCAGGAUGUUGCCUUUAAAGCUGAAGAAGUGGGUUUCCUGAGGAGGAAACUAUCACAGAAUAGGCAAGGCUUGGUCCAGACACCGUGUUCCACCAGUUGUGGAGCAAGCUUUUGUCUGGGUCUCCUAGUAUAGAAGGGUGCUUGUUUCUUCUGAUGGAUUCUGGAUUCUCGCAGAACUGGUUGACUGACAGCAUAGACUUUGAGCCUGACCUUCUCUUUGGGAGAACACCGUUAUAAUUAUUGCAUGAUGAACAAAUAACAACUGAGACUUUUUGCCUUUUCUUUGAUUAUGUGUGAAUGAAUGGGUGUUUCUGCUCCAACUCAUCACCCUGUGAGCAUCAGCCCUCAGGCAUUUGACCAACAGAAACAUGUCCAAUGACAGCUGCAACCUCCCAUUGGACACCGACACAUUCGGCCUGACUUGUAUCUAUGGCCUCAUCUUCUCUUUGGGUCUCCCCAGCAACCUGUUGUCCCUAUGGGGAUUGUACCAACUGGGUCGCUCAGGUGGGGGAGGCUGUCAGCUGGUCUACAUCCUCAACCUGCUGCUGUCUGAUCUCCUUCAGCUGCUCACCUUGCCACUGUGGAUCCUUUACCUGCAGGGAGGGCACCGCUGGCCCUACGGCCACCUGACCUGUGAGCUGGUUGGCUACGUGUUCUACGUCAACGUCUAUGCCAGCGUCAUGUUCCUGUGCCUGAUAGCGCUGGACCGCUGCCUGGCAAUUGUGUACCCACUGAGUAGCCGCAGGGUGCGAAGUGUCAGGGUGGCAGCACUUUCGGGUAUAGCUGUCUGGACGCUCACCUUCCUGUUCUGCCUGAGUGGGCUGCUGCCAUCAGUGUUUGACUCUGACAGACAACUGUGUCUGGAGUACUACCCCGUCAGCCCCAGUUUUGCUCACUUCAAGAUCACCUCAGUGGUCCUUGGUUUCCUGCUGCCAUGUGCCAUACUAGGCUACACCUCGACCCAUAUCGGCGUGACACUGCGGCGCUCACCCUCUCUCUCUGACCAUGAACGCCACAAAAUUGUGGGCAUCCUGGUCGUCAUCACUGUUAACUUCAUCGUGGUCUUUGGGCCCUAUCACCUCGUGGGCGGAUACAGGUUUGUGUCCCUGCUGCUGACUGAUGAGCCCUGUGGGUUGGAGCGUUCCAUUUUCCUCAUCUACCGCCUGUGCUAUGGUCUGACCAGCCUCAACACUCUGCUGGAUCCCCUCUUCUACAUCUUCCUGUGCCCCGAUGCUCGGCUGGAGCUGCAGAGGUCCCUGCCCUGUUUGGGAAGGGGGCAACACGCCCGCAAAACGACGACCCUCACUGCCAGAGCUCAGCCAGGCACUCAGGGGGAGACUGAGAAAGGACAUAAUAAUCUUAUUGCAGUAUAGCUUGGAUUUGCUUGGAUGACUCCUGCUUUUUAGUCAGACCAACAGCACCACCCAGUGGGAAUGCGUGUGCAUUGAAAACUCAAUGAAAACAUUCAUUUGCCUGCAUGUUUCCACCUCAUCAUCUGAGGAACCAGUUCUGCAGUUUUCAGUGUUAGUAUCUUGCCUUUUAUCAAACUGAAUUAGCAUAAGAUUUAACACAUUUGUGUUUGGCACAAAGAUUUCAAAACACAAAGGCUUCAAUUGCUGCUUUGAUAAACUCUACGUCAGUAUCGAAAACCACACGUUAAAGAUCAAACAACUUGGAAAUAAAGUA